Gossypium arboreum is the source of this 435-nucleotide messenger RNA. Its product is annotated as ADP-ribosylation factor-like protein 2. Gene Ontology annotation, cellular component: cytoplasm; microtubule cytoskeleton. The transcript has 5 exons. Bases 1 to 435 code for a protein of 144 amino acids. Gene Ontology annotation, molecular function: GTPase activity; GTP binding. Lineage: Eukaryota; Viridiplantae; Streptophyta; Magnoliopsida; Malvales; Malvaceae. The record is from RefSeq and is a predicted model, not a curated record. Gene Ontology annotation, biological process: protein folding.
AUGGGACUUCUUAGUAUCAUUCAGAAAAUCAAGAGAAAAGAAAAGGAAAUGCGAAUCCUUAUGGUUGGGCUUGAUAAUUCAGGGAAGACCACGAUUGUUUUGAAGAUUAACGGAGAGGAUACAAGUGUAAUUAGUCCUACUCUUGGCUUUAACAUCAAAACCAUCACAUACCAGAAAUAUACUCUGAAUAUAUGGGAUGUAGGUGGUCAAAGAACUAUAAGAUCAUAUUGGAGGAACUAUUUUGAGCAAACAGAUGGUUUGGUUUGGGUUGUUGAUAGCUCAGAUCUUAGAAGAUUAGAUGAUUGCAAAAUGGAACUGGAUAAUCUUCUAAAGGAAGAGAGGUUAUCAGGAGCAUCCUUGUUGAUACUAGCAAACAAACAGGACAUAAAAGGUGCUCUUACACAAGCUGAAAUUGCUAAAACUGCAAAACCGUGA